Messenger RNA from Anolis sagrei ordinatus, 2509 nucleotides. It is a transcript of the gene MSH5, whose product is annotated as mutS homolog 5. Gene Ontology annotation, biological process: mismatch repair; chiasma assembly. Lineage: Eukaryota; Metazoa; Chordata; Lepidosauria; Squamata; Anolidae. Gene Ontology annotation, cellular component: nucleus. Gene Ontology annotation, molecular function: ATP-dependent DNA damage sensor activity; ATP binding; mismatched DNA binding. The record is from RefSeq and is a predicted model, not a curated record.
AAUUUUGUGUUUUGAAAGAUGAGUACUACUACUUUUGCCACUCAGUGCCAACCUAAACCACUGCCUAUUACUGAACAAGAAGAUGAACAAGAGCAGUCUGAGAUCUACCUGUGCGUACUGUGGUAUGGAGGAGAACUGGGGAUUGCUUAUUAUGAUUCUGGAGAUUGCUCCAUCUACUUCAUGGCUGAGUCACCUGACAAUAAAGACCUCAAGCUGCUUCAGAAAGUGGUUGAUGAAGUACUUCCAACAUACAUAUUAAGUAGUGCUAAGCAAGAUAAUAGUAUAGCCAAUUUUUUGACCAAUAUAAAAACUGUUACAGAAGACAAGCAAAGGGAAAGAAAGCCAGAGGUUGUCCUCUAUCCAAAUAUGGAUUUUGGCUUAGAAGUAAGCAAGCAAAGGAUCCUGUCUAGGCAAUUCCCUUUUGUCCCCUCUCAUAUGACAGCCACUGAGAAAAUUCUCUAUUUAUCUUCUGUUAUUCCUUUUGAGAGCCCACUUGUGGUAAGAGCAAUGGGAGGACUGCUAAAGUUCCUUGACAGGAAACGGCCUGGAGUGGAAUUGGAAGACAGUCAUAUUGCUGUCCCCAUACUGGCCUUUAAAAAGUUUGUAUUGACAGAUAUUGUAAAUGUGGAUCAAGACACUUACUGUGUGUUGCAGAUAUUUAAAAGUGAAAUACAUCCUUCUGUGUAUAAACAAGUCAGUGGGAAAAAAGAAGGGCUCAGUUUAUAUGGAAUUCUGAACCACUGUAGGUGCAGGUGGGGAGAAAAGCUAAUGAGAUUGUGGUUCAUGAGGCCCACGCGCAACCUGACAGAGCUGAACAAACGCCUGGAUGUUAUCCAGUUCUUCUUGUUAGCUCGGAACCAUGAAAUAGUUUUGACCCUACAAGAAUGUCUCAAAAAUAUUAAAAAUGUACCUCUUAUUCUUAGGAGGAUGGCUCUUUCUAACACAAAGGUCAGUGACUGGCAGGCACUAUAUAAAACGGUGUACAGUGCUGUGUGUCUCAGAGAUACAUGCCGAUCUCUGCCCAGCACCAUUGAGCUCUUCCAGACUAUUUCACAGGUCUUCACUGAUGACUUACAUUACAUUGCAAGUCUAAUCAGCAAAGUGGUAGAUUUUGAAAGCAGCACUGCAGAAAACCAUUUCACUGUCAGGCCAAAUGUUGAUGCUAUUAUUGACGAAAAGAAACGGAAGUUGAUGGGGCUUUCAGAUUUCCUUACAGAUGUGGCCCGGAAAGAACUAGAGGACUUGGAUAACAGGAUUCCAUCCUGUAGUGUUAUUUAUAUUCCCUUAAUAGGGUUUUUACUCUCUAUCCCACGCCUGCCCACCAUGGUGGAUAAGAAUGACUUUGAGAUUGACGGUCUGGAUUUCAUGUUCUUGUCAGAAGAAAAGCUACACUACCGCAGUGCCAGGACAAAAGAACUGGAUGGGUUGCUUGGCGACCUUCAUUGUGAAAUAAGAGAUCAGGAAACACUGAUCAUGUACCAGCUCCAAACUAAGAUUCUGGAAAAAUCUGCAGUUCUAAAUGAUGUGAUUGAAUACACAGCACACUUGGAUGUGCUCUUGUCACUGGCAGUAAUGGCUCGGGAGAAUGGAUAUGUCCGACCCCACUUCUCUCACUCUCACAUGAUCCGUAUUAAAGAUGGAAGGCACCCCCUGAUGGAGCUAUGUGCAAAGACAUUUGUGCCCAACUCAGUGGAGAGCUGUGAAACUAGUGGGCGAAUCAAGAUCCUCACUGGGCCCAAUUCAUCAGGAAAGAGCAUAUAUCUAAAGCAGGUGGGACUUAUUACAUUUAUGGCUCUGAUUGGCAGUUAUGUCCCUGCUGCUGAGGCUGAAAUAGGUGCAGUAGAUGGAAUCUAUACAAGGAUCCACAGCCGGGAAUCAGUAUCUCUUGGUCUGUCUACUUUCAUGAUAGAUCUGAACCAAGUAGCCAAAGCAGUGAACAAUGCCACUGAAAGGUCUUUGGUGUUAAUUGAUGAAUUUGGCAAAGGCACAAACACUAUGGAUGGACUCUCUCUCUUGGCUGCAGUGUUGAGGUAUUGGAUUAAACAAGCAACCAACUGCCCACAUAUUUUUGUUGCUACUAAUUUCCACAGUUUAGUGCAGCUGAAGCUCUUGCCUGAUACUCCUCUUGUCCAAUAUCUCACAAUGGACACCCACCAAGAUGGAGAUGAGCUUGUGUUUUUUUAUCAGAUCAAAGAAGGAGUGUCCACUGUCAGCCAUGCAGCCAAUAUUGCGGCUUUGGCUGGCAUGCCACCUAAAGUGAUUGCUCGAGGAAUAGAAGUGUCAGAAUUGCUCCGCAAUGGAAAGCCCAUCCAGCGCCCUGACCACUCCUCAAAAGAGAAACAGUUGCAAAACUGCAAGUCUCUAGUAGACAAAUUUCUCUCCCUAGAUCUUGAUGACCCUCAUCUGGAUUUAAAGGAGUUUAUGAAUAAAGAGGUGCUACCAUCCUCAGCCUCUAUACUUUAACAGUAUGGUGUGUCCUGUUGCAGUGUAAUAGGAAAGAGUUUGGACC